Messenger RNA from Pocillopora verrucosa, 2557 nucleotides. Its product is annotated as serine hydroxymethyltransferase, mitochondrial. Gene Ontology annotation, molecular function: pyridoxal phosphate binding; zinc ion binding; serine binding. NCBI's taxonomy places the organism in Eukaryota, Metazoa, Cnidaria, Anthozoa, Scleractinia, Pocilloporidae. Gene Ontology annotation, cellular component: cytoplasm. The record is from RefSeq and is a predicted model, not a curated record. Gene Ontology annotation, biological process: L-serine catabolic process; folic acid metabolic process; tetrahydrofolate interconversion.
UUCCCAAGUAAAUUUUUGGCGCGUUCGCCUGAUCGUCAUAAAUUUUAGACCACUGAAACAUUACUGCAUUUCACGGAAUUUUCCGAUCUAAUCACCAGAAGUAUAACCCUUUGCUUAAGAUUUAAUAUUUUGAAAACAUGGCAGUAAACGGUGUCAAUGGUCAUGGAUUUCACUUCCUUCGUGAGUCCCUUGAAGAGAACGAUCCUGAUAUUUACGAAAUUUUGAAAAAAGAGAAGGAACGCCAAGUUCGCGGCCUCGAGCUCAUCGCCUCGGAAAAUUUCACCAGUACAGCUGUUAUGGAAGCUCUUGGUUCAUGUAUGACCAACAAGUAUUCUGAGGGGCAAGUUGGACAGAGAUAUUACGGAGGAAACCAGUUUGUGGAUGAAAUGGAGGCAUUGUGCAAGAAGCGAGCUCUCGAAGCUUUUCGGCUUGACCCAGAAAAAUGGGGUGUGAAUGUGCAGGCAUAUUCUGGCUCCCCAGCAAACUUUGCAGUCUACACUGGGCUUCUAAACCCUCAUGACCGUAUCAUGGGCCUUGAUCUACCUGAUGGAGGGCAUCUGACACAUGGCUUCAUGACAGAGAAGAAGAGGAUAUCUGCAACUUCCAUCUACUUUGAAUCAAUGCCAUACAAGACCAACCCAGUGACAGGCUUGAUAGAUUAUGAAAUGCUUGCUCAGACCGCGAGACUGUUCCGUCCCAAGCUGAUCGUUGCUGGAAUCAGUGCAUAUCCGCGGCAUCUGGACUAUGCUAAAUUCAGGGAGGUUUGCAAUGAGGUUGGUGCUUACCUCAUGGCUGACAUGGCACACAUCAGUGGUCUUGUUGCUGGUGAUGUAGUCCCAGGUCCAUUUGAGUAUGCAGAUAUUGUCACAACAACAACUCAUAAGUCACUCCGAGGGCCACGCUCUGGUGUCAUAUUUUACCGCAAGGGAAUUAAAGGGUACAAGAAAAAUGGGGACCCUAUCAAAUAUGACUAUGGACCCAAAAUUGACUUUGCCUUGUUCCCUGGUCUUCAGGGUGGUCCGCACAACAAUCAAAUUGCCGCACUUUGUACAGCAUUCAAGCAGGCCAACACACCAGAAUUCAAGGAAUAUGCCCAACAGAUUUUGGACAACUGCCAAGCACUGGCCAAGGUUUUAUUGAGUCGAGGCUACACACUUGUGUCAGGGGGAUCUGAUAACCAUCUGGUUUUACUUGAUCUGCGUCCACUGGCAAUUGGUGGUGCCUUAGCUGAGAAGGUUCUGGAAGAGGUCGCAAUAACGGUGAACAAAAACACCUGCCCUGGUGACAAAAGUGCUCUCCGUCCAGGUGGACUGCGCAUUGGAGCUCCAGCUCUCACAACCCGCACCAUGAAGACAAAGGAUUUUGAGCAAGUAGCAGACUUUAUUGACCGUGGAAUCAAACUGGGACUGGAAGUGCAGAAGAUCAGUGGGCCAGACCAAAAGAAAUUUGAAGAGGUUUUAUUGGGCGAUCAGUUUAAGGGCAAAGUUGAGGCAUUGAAACAGGAAGUUGAAGAGUUUGCAGUCCGAUUUCCCAUGCCAGGACAUGAUCUUAUUUAAGAUAUUGCCACUAUGUGUGUGCCAGUCAGCAUUUAGAUAAAAUAGACACAUGCUGACUAAAUAUUUAAAAUGAUAAUGUCGAGAUUCAUGCAUUUUGCAGAGCAACUUUCCAGGGGCUACAAUUGAAGUUUCAGUUUAGUAUAAAAUGUCAGCAACCCUUUAACUCCCAGAUCAAAUUUGGUACUCUCCUUACUGUGAACCUUACUAUUCUUAUAAUGUUAGUUCAGAGAAUUUAGUAUUGGAUCAACUAAUUAUUCCCAAAUUUAUAUUUUUCUUUGUUCUUAUCACUUCUUUGGUUGAUAUUGUAUUGAUAUUGUAAGGAGAAUUCUGUCUUGGUCACUCAUGGGAGUUAAAGGGUUGAGAUUGCAUUUGCAAUAUACAUGAAACAAGUGUCAUUAUUAAGGACUGAUAUGUUGCUCAAAAAUCAUGUUAUACCUCCAAUAGACAAAUCUGUUGAUUAUUCAAUAGUGUUGAUAAACUGGUGAUGAGCUCCACAUGGGAAAAGUCAGUAAUUUUCUGGAGGUUCACAGUCAUUAUUAGGCAUAACAUUUGCUGCUGUUUUGAGUCUGUACUAGUCCUUCCUUUAGAUGCUUCAUCAUAUAGUUGAAAAUAAACUCUCCAAACAAUGCACUUUUCAGGCAGAUGUUAGGAUGUAAUAUCAAAUUUUUAUUCAGAGAGAUGCUAUCCAUGAGAGAAGGAAUUGAAAAUGCAUCAAACAAUCUACAAAAAGAAACCAGUUUCACAGUCAUUUUCACGUGAUCCAAUAAAUACAAGGUUGUUGAUCAGGCUUAAAGGAAACUUAGAAGAUACUGCAUCUCGCACAAUUCACAUUUAUUGGAUCUAGAAGCAAUUACUUUGGCCCAGGAGGAUUGGGGAAGGAAGUAAAAUAGCUCGUUUUGACUUUCGAUGGGGGAGGGGGUUGGGUUUGAUCACUUAUUUAACUUAUGAUUCAGUCAAUAAACACUCAAAAUAAAACAUUUGCUUCAAAAAUUUGAAAACCA